This is a messenger RNA of Corticium candelabrum, 537 nucleotides long. RefSeq names its product RIIa domain-containing protein 1-like. The coding region runs from base 54 to 383 and encodes 109 amino acids. The record is from RefSeq and is a predicted model, not a curated record. The transcript is spliced from 4 exons. Lineage: Eukaryota; Metazoa; Porifera; Homoscleromorpha; Homosclerophorida; Plakinidae.
ACUAUGAAGUGCCCGUACGCGUAUCAACGCAACGGGUCGACUGUGUUGGCCGAAUGGCUGGUGAUCCGUUACAGGGCGUUGCCUUUCAGUCUGUGGACGAUCACGACGAGAAGGCGUUGACUGAGGAGCAACAGGCACAACUCAACAAGACGAAGAUUAGGACUGCCAUUGCAAAUGAAAGAUAUCUUAGGGAACAUCCAGAAGUGAACAUUGUACUGUCGGGCUUUAUACGAGAGGUACUGUUGCAAAGACCAGAAAACAUCAGAGAAUUUGGUGCAGAUUAUUUCACACGACUCGACUUAGCCAGAAAAGUCAACAAGGAGAAACAAGAAAUACAGGAGCAAUUCAGAACAAAGAAAGACAGCAAGAUCGAGCAGAUAUAAGCAUCAUCCGUGAAGGAAAAUGCAGUGAAGAGGCACCCGACUAUAAUGUCUGCACAAUGACAAUAGACAUCGCCGUUUGAAAAUAGACUUUGUGUACAGCCUAUACCAUUGUUAUCAAUUAAUCAUUACAAAAAGAAAUCAUCUCUACUAGUGU